Molecule: messenger RNA, 1143 nt
Organism: Necator americanus (New World hookworm)
Lineage: Eukaryota; Metazoa; Nematoda; Chromadorea; Rhabditida; Ancylostomatidae
Exons: 3
Coding region: 1-1143 (380 amino acids)
Source: RefSeq, a predicted model, not a curated record
AUGCCCGUCGAGACUUCGCCAAUCGCUACUCGGAUGACUGCUCUCCGGAACCCAAAGGGAACUGCCAUUGCAUCGAGAAGGGAGAUGGAGAAAAUCAUCUACGACUUCUACUCUGAUCUGUUCGACAGCCAUGUCCACUUGCCUCCUCACCAUCAAAGGGAAGACGGACAUGUCAUUCCAGAGGUUCUCCCGUCCGAAAUACGACAUGCUAUCAUAUCGGUGAAAAAUCGUACGGCACCCGGUCCCGACAGAAUAAGACCAGAACACCUGAAAAACCUUUCGCCAGUACUCAUCAACACCCUGGCGAGGCUCUUUCACGUUACCUGUCGGAAUGCAAAGUUCCUAAACAGUGGAAGGCCAACAAGACCGUGUUGUUUUGUGAAAAGGGAGAUCCACAUGACAUCUUCAAUUAUCGCCCAAUCUGCUUACUGUCCGACAUCUACAAGCUCUUUACAAGAGUGCACGAUUGACCACAUUCACACUGUUUCGAAACUCAUCGAGGUAUCACGAGAGUACAAGGUACCGCUCUGUCCCACCUUUAUCGACUUGAAGAAGGCCUUCGACUCAGUUGAGACGGAAGCGAUCGUGGAAGCUUUGGGCAACCAAGGCGUCCCUACUCAGUACAUAAAGGUACUUCGAGAGUUGUACAGUAACUUCACGACCGGAAUUUCGCCAUUCUACAAGAACAUCAUCAUUGACGUGAAGAAAGGUGUCCGACAGGGUGAUACAAUUUCACCCAAAAUAUUCGCAGUCACCCUCGAGAACGCGAUGCGAAAGUUGGAAUGGGACGACAUGGGAAUGAAGGUUGAUGGUCGCCAAGCGGAACGAAUGCUGACCGAAUUCGAUGAAACAUGUGGAUGCAUCGGUCUUGAGCUGAAUAUACAAAAGACGAUGUUCAUGCGGAACGGAUGGGUCUCGGAUGCCCCAUUUACGCUCAACGGAACGAACAUAUCCGAAUGCACCAGCUACGUUUAUCUGAGUCGGGAACUGAACAUGAUGAACGACCUGACCACCGAGCUGGGCAGGAGGAGACGAGCGGCUUGGGGAGCGUAUAAAAGCAUCGAGGAUGUCGUGAAAAAGACCAGAAACACCCUGCUCCGUGCUCACCUCUUCAACACCAUCGUACUUCCUGCUUUGACCUAG